AUGCUCAUUAGUGCCAUUCCGGACAGUGUGGAUUUGAUUGCCCGAGAGGUUCGCGAAUUUAUGACCAACUUUGAUUUGGUUCUUACUUCGGGCGGGAUCGGUCCCACACACGAUGACGUCACCUUCGAAGGUGUAGCACGUGCUGUAGGUGAAGAAACCUACACACACCCCGAGUUAUUGCAUGUGGUCGAAACAUUUUUCGGUUUCACAUCUUCCGAUACCACCCCGGAUGAUCCUCGUCUUCGACUGGCUCGGGUACCUCAAUCUUGUGAGUUGGUCUACGGGAUCGACUGUUUCACCGGACGUCAAAGUUUUUACCCAGUUGUCAAAGUUAAAAAUAUAUACACCCUGCCGGGCGUUCCAAACCUGUUCCGUACCGGUUUUGGAAUGAUCAAACGAAAAUCCAGACUUCUGAACAAUGUAUCGAGCUGCUUUUAG
This is a messenger RNA of Echinostoma caproni, 438 nucleotides long. NCBI's taxonomy places the organism in Eukaryota, Metazoa, Platyhelminthes, Trematoda, Plagiorchiida, Echinostomatidae. The record is from the annotation of a GenBank genome assembly.